Messenger RNA from Zingiber officinale, 2377 nucleotides. Its product is annotated as probable zinc metallopeptidase EGY3, chloroplastic. The coding region runs from base 554 to 2263 and encodes 569 amino acids. The record is from RefSeq and is a predicted model, not a curated record. The transcript has 6 exons. Lineage: Eukaryota; Viridiplantae; Streptophyta; Magnoliopsida; Zingiberales; Zingiberaceae.
CGAGACAAUAACAGACAGCUCUUCUCUCCUCCUCGCCUGGAUCCCUCGCUCUCCUCUCCGUCGAUCACCGCCGGAGGCGUCUUUUUUGUGGACUUCGUCAGCGGCACCGACGCGAUCACCAUGGAUGCUUGGCGGCGCUUUCAGUAGGGUUUCUACCUGGAUCGAGAUGAGGUAAAUUGGUUUCGUUCUCUUGCUUUGCAAUUCUCCUUCAGAAUAAGCGGAUGGAUUGGAUCUCUGCUCGAUUUGGCGUGCGAUUCGUGAUUCGAUCUGAUCGUUUUGGAUUCGGCAGUUCGUCGGCUAAAAUUCUGAUUUUGGCUCAGUGAACUGCGGUUUAAUCGCAGCCUCAUCUGGUUGUCAUCAGUUUGGUCUGAUGAAGUGGACUGCUGUGGACCUGGGAAGGGAGUCGAGUUCUUCGUCCUAUUCACACGUGCCAUGGUUUCUCCCGCCUUCCGGAUUCUUCUCUUUCGCCUUCCAUGUCGCACCCGCGUUCUCCAAUGAAAAUGGGCGAAGGCCCUAACGCCUCCCUCUCAGAGAUCUCGAUACUAGUGCUUCAAUGGCCUCUUCCCACUUCCUCCUCGUGUCUCUCCCUCUUACCCCUUCCCCUGUCCCAAUCUCUUUUCGCCCCAAGCUCCAGUCUUGGCAACCUCGCAGAUUCCGGCUCCGGCUCCGCUCCCGCCGCAGAGAUGGACGUCUACCAAUGUUCUCGGCCCGGGAUCAGGAAGAGCUACCGAAGUCGUCUUCUUCACCUGUUGCCGUCGCUACCGAUGAGGUUGGUGAUAGCAGGCCGGAUAAGGUUGUGGAAAGUGGGUCGGCGGUGGGAGGAGAACUGGAUGAGGAGGCUCGGCAGCAGGAAGUGGAUUGGAAGACGGACGAGGAGUUCAAGAAAUUCAUGAGCAAUCCCUCCAUAGAGGCUGCGAUCAAGCUCGAGAAGAAACGGGCUGAGCGGAAGCUCAGGGAGCUUGACAGGGAAUCCGAUGCCAAUCCCCUCACUCUUCCUUUGAGGAUUCUGCUCAGGGAUAGCCUAGCCAAAGAGAAGGAGAGAUUGGAGAAGGCAGAAGAGACAUUCAAGGCUCUGGAUCUAAACAAGCUCAAGAACUGCUUUGGUUUUGACACAUUCUUUGUUGUGGAUGUUCGGAGGUUUGGUGAUGGUGGUAUUUUCAUUGGCAAUUUGAGGAGACCGAUCGAAGAGGUCAUGCCGAAGCUGGAAAAAAAGCUCUCUGAGGCAGCUGGCCGGGACGUGGUGUUGUGGUUCAUGGAGGAGAUGAAGGACGACAUAACCAAGAAGGUGUGUGUGGUGCAACCCAAAGCAGAAAUUGAUCUUCAAUUUGAGUCGACAACGCUGAGCACACCAUGGGGAUAUUUGAGUGCCCUAAUGCUGUGUGUUGCGACAUUUGGAACUAUAGCAUUGAUGAGUGGCUUCUUCCUUAAGCCCGGCGCUACUUUUGACGAUUACAUAGCAGAUGUUCUCCCCCUUUUCAGCGGCUUUCUUUUGAUCUUAGGUGUAUCAGAGAUUACAACAAGGGUAACAGCAGCUCGCUAUGGUGUUAAGCUCAGUCCAUCAUUCCUUGUGCCAUCAAAUUGGACUGGAUGCAUAGGGGUCAUGAAUAACUAUGAAUCACUAUUGCCCAAUAAAAAGGCUCUAUUCGACAUCCCUGUUGCACGCACUGCCAGUGCCUAUAUAACAUCACUAACCCUUGCCAUCACUGCUUUUGUAGUUGAUGGUAGUUUCAAUGGUGGAGACAAUGCUUUAUUUAUCAGGCCGCAAUUCUUCUAUAACAAUCCACUUCUUUCAUUCAUUCAACUUGUGAUAGGACCUUAUGCUGAUGAAUUGGGCAAUGUACUACCAAAUGCAGUUGAAGGGGUUGGAGUACCUGUUGAUCCUCUUGCUUUUGCUGGACUUUUAGGAAUAGUUGUGACAUCCUUGAAUCUACUACCAUGUGGAAGGCUUGAAGGCGGGCGCAUCGCACAGGCUCUUUUGGGAAGGAGAACUGCAGCCCUAUUAUCGUCCGCGACAUCCUUGCUCCUCGGAAUCGGUGGCCUCAGUGGCAGUGUGCUCUGUUUAACCUGGGGCUUAUUUGCUACAUUCUUCCGUGGCGGGGAGGAACUGCCUGCCAAGGAUGAGAUCACCCCGUUGGACGACAACCGUUACGCUUGGGGUUUCAUCUUGGCCUUGAUUUGCUUCCUCACCCUUCUUCCAAAUGGUGGCGGCACAUUCUCCAGCUCCUUCUUUAACCCGCCGUUCUUCAGAGGAGACGUCUAUUAGCUGAGGCACUACCUCAUAUGUUCUUUCCGUUGUCCAUGUUAAAAUAUAUUUUGACUUGUAUGCAAAGUAACUUUCUCAUUUGGAUAAUCUUCAAUGCUUAAGAUUUUGAACUUA